AUGGCGGAGAUACCUCCCGGUCUCGCGCUGGAGCGCUUUAUCGCGGACAAGUUCGCCGCGCUCUCCCUCUCCGUCCCUUCGGACGAUGUGGAGAUGAUGGCGCGUUUCGUCGAGGAGGACGGCAUCGAGCGGGCGGACAAGCUCGACGGCGUGCGGGGCAUGCUCGAGGGCGCCGUCGACGCGCUGCCGGACGACUCGGCGCUGGACCCCGCCCUCGCCGCGAUCAUGGACGAGCAAGAUCGGCUGGCGGCCGCCGAGGCGGCAGCGGCGGCCGAAGAGGCGGAGCGCGAAGCCGAGCGCGAGCGGAAGAAGAAGGUGGAUGUCGACGCCGUGCUGGCUAGCAUGACCGAGGAGGAGAUUGCCGCCGCGCGCAAGGCCGCGCUGCUCAGGCAGUAUGCGUAUGUCGAGGGCGGGGAGGAGGAGCGGGUGGAGGGCCCGCCGCGCGGCGCCGCGAAGGAGGAGGCGGAGGCGAAGCGCGCGGCCGAGGAGCGCCGGCGGCUCGUCGAGGAGGCGUUGCGGCUGGAUGGGCGCAAGAAGAAGUAUCGCAAGCAGCAGAUCGACGACCCGCUCGAGUGGAACAACCUCAACCGCGAGAAGGUGCAGGCUGUCGCUGCGAUGCAGCGGGCGGCGCAUGCGGAGCAGGCUAAGGCGCGCAAGGAGCGCGACAAGGCCGCGCUCGACAAGCAGCGCGCGGACCAGGCCAAGGCCAAGGCCGAGCGCCAGAAGAAGGCGCAGAAGCAGGAGCGGCGGGCGUAGGCGAUGUGCACAACCAUCUUUUACGGUGUUGCGUCACCCGUCAUGUCGACUGCGGCCUUGCGUCCACUGUAGAUUCAUAAUAUACAUCAAUCACACAUAAUUUGUCUAACCCAGGCAAUGACCCUCAUAAGCAUUGAACCAGUCCACCUU
This is a messenger RNA of Cutaneotrichosporon oleaginosum, 906 nucleotides long. RefSeq lists its product as uncharacterized. The record is from RefSeq and is a predicted model, not a curated record. NCBI's taxonomy places the organism in Eukaryota, Fungi, Basidiomycota, Tremellomycetes, Trichosporonales, Trichosporonaceae.